AUAAAGACUGUUUUCCCCAAAAUUUGAACCUAGUUUUACCGCCCGAAAUAUGAAAAUCAAAAACCGCUACACUUCCGUAGCUUGCAACCGUUCCCCGGAAGCGCUAGACUGGGGCAAGGAUGGCUUAAUCUACUACGCUGCUUGCCACUCGAUUGCGGUUUUCGAUCCGAAGUUUUACGGAUCGGCAAAAAUUAUCCGCUCACUCAGCGGCCACAAAGCGCGGGUGAAUACGGUUAAGAAGCUACAGAAUGUGCCCUCCACGGAUGGAGUUGAUUUGGCGUCCGGUUCGGAUGAUGCAACUUGCAUCCUGUGGAGUACUCAGAAUUCGUCGAGUGCUCUUCGGUUCACGCUGAAGGGUCAUACUAAAGGCGUAACCCAGGUGGAUGCGUUCUAUGUGGGGGAUAAUUUGCUGGUGGCCACCGGAUCAGCUGAUAGUAGUAUUAAACUGUGGAAGCAGACCGGAGGGGAAUUCGUUUGCUUCCAAACUAUUGAUCUUGAGACGGGAUAUUGCUUUGCCCUGAAGUUUUUCCAGCUACCUGUUUCCGGAUGUGUAAUGCUAGCCUACGCAACGGAUAACGAUUUGAUCCAUUUGUAUGCCGCGUCCGAUGAGGAGUAUGUUCUGGUAGACAAGUUGAAGGGCCAUACGGAUUGGGUUCGCGGGUUGGACUGUGUGACAGAUGUUGAAGGUGAGGAUCUGUUGCUGGUUAGUGCAUCCCAGGAUAGCUUCGUUCGUUUGUGGAGGAUUUCGCAGAGGGAGCAGCUUCAGGCGAAGAGAUCGUUUGAGGAGUUCUCCAUCGAUGAGGACAUUGUUUUGGAAGAGAGGAUUUUCAGCGUUACGGUUGAUCGAAAGCAGUUUCACUAUGCUCUGGCUUUGGAAUCGGUGCUGCAAGGUCACGAAGGAUGGGUCUACGGAGUGCAUUUCAACAAGUCGGAGGAUAAGUUGAAUUUACUAUCGAGCUCGAUCGACAAGACUCUAACGAUUUGGACGCCUUCCGAGUCGGGAGUUUGGCUCGAAAGUGUUCGUGUAGGGGAAGUCGGUGGAGCUUCGCUUGGGUUCUAUGGGGGAAAAUUUUCUCCCGAUGGUAGAUCCAUCGUCGGUCACGGUUUCCUAGGAAGUGUCCAUCUUUGGCAUCAAGAUGCGGAAAAUUGCGGCAUUUGGAAACCGGGAACGAUCAUUGGAGGGCACUUCGAAGCUGUUCGAGAUCUGGCGUGGGAUCCUGCUGGAAGAUUCGUAGUGACCGUUUCGGUGGAUCAGACUACACGGAUUCAUGGUGCGUGGCUGAGAUCGGCGGCUAGGGAAGGGAAUAACGAUGCUCUAACUUGGCAUGAAAUUGCCCGGCCACAAGUUCAUGGCUACGAUAUGCAGUGUCUGUGCAUGUUGUCUCGGUAUCGAUUUGCCAGUGGAGCGGAGGAAAAAAUCGUGAGGAUAUUCCAAGCUCCGGCAAAUUUUGUGGAAAAUCUGCGACAGCUUUCCGAACUUGGAGACGAUGCGGAAGGAGAGGACAUUCUAAAGACCACCCCCAAGGGCGCUUCAGUUCCCUCACUGGGCUUAUCCAACAAAGCCGUAUACAGUGUUGAAGAGACAGAAACCGCUAGUAAGCACGUGAAGGACGUGUACCCGGAACACUAUUUCAUUCCCACCAGACUGGAAUCGCCUCCCACGGAAGAAACACUGAUGCAAAACACCCUUUGGCCCGAGAUGCAAAAACUUUACGGUCAUGGUUACGAAAUCUACGCUCUGGCUUCUACCCCCGGCGGUCGCUUCAUCGCCUCUGCUAGUAGAGCAACGUCUCUGGAGCAUGCCAAAAUUCUUAUCUGGAAUACGUCGACUUGGAAGAUUGUCCAGCAACUGCAAGCUCACCAGCUCACGAUCACCCAGUUAGCUUUCUCUCCGGACAGCAAAUCCCUGCUGGCAGUAUCCCGCGAUCGGACUCUGUCCGUGUUUGAGAACAAGGAAACGGCGGAAAACUGCAACUUCCAGCUGGUUACCCACACGGAUAAACAAACCAGUGUCCACGCGCGGAUUAUUUGGUGCUGUGAUUGGUCUCACGAUUCGAUGCACUUUGUUAGCGGAUCACGGGACGGGAAGGUGGUUAUCUGGGAACAGAAAAUAGAAACGGGACAGUACGGAGCAGCAGGUGUGCUCGAAUUGAAGGGAGAAUCUGUGACGGCAGUGGCGUUUGCCAGGAGGAACAUUGAACAGGAUCGCUACAUGGUGGCCGUUGGUUUAGAGAAAGGUGUGAUACACUUAUAUGCGGUUCGGCAGCAGGACUGGAAGUUGCUGGCUACGAUUGACGAGUCAUGUGGACAUCAUCUAACGGUGAAGCGUCUAGCAUUUAACCCGUCGAGUGACGAACUGCAGUUGGCCAGUUGUGGUGAGGAUAAUUUCGUUAGAGUUUAUGAUAUAUGUUAAAGG
Messenger RNA from Ochlerotatus camptorhynchus, 2416 nucleotides. It is a transcript of the gene Elp2, whose product is annotated as elongator complex protein 2. The transcript is spliced from 4 exons. Bases 50 to 2413 code for a protein of 787 amino acids. Gene Ontology annotation, cellular component: elongator holoenzyme complex. The record is from RefSeq and is a predicted model, not a curated record. NCBI's taxonomy places the organism in Eukaryota, Metazoa, Arthropoda, Insecta, Diptera, Culicidae. Gene Ontology annotation, molecular function: protein binding. Gene Ontology annotation, biological process: tRNA wobble uridine modification.